Molecule: messenger RNA, 2505 nt
Organism: Penicillium digitatum Pd1
Lineage: Eukaryota; Fungi; Ascomycota; Eurotiomycetes; Eurotiales; Aspergillaceae
Biological process (GO): DNA repair; DNA damage checkpoint signaling; mitotic DNA replication checkpoint signaling
Molecular function (GO): chromatin binding; DNA clamp loader activity
Source: RefSeq, a predicted model, not a curated record
AUGGACGGUCGUCCUCCUAAACGACACUGCAAAUCUAACGAUUCAAAGCAAGAGCCAAGAACUAAAUCAACUCGAAAAAUCACCCCGGUCAUCAUCUCAGAUAGCUCCAGUCCCAUUGAACAAACUGAACCCUUCGCCCUCUCCUCACGUCCAAAACCUUCCUCCUCGCGAGGCACAACACCGCCAGCCCGGCUCCCACCGUCCUCACCUUCUCCAAAUAAAAAGACGAAAUUCUCCCCAAAUCUAGACUCAAAAUCCGAGUCCCUGCACAGCUUCUUCCAACCCGCAACAGAGGGACAGCGAUGGGCACCACCACAAAAGACGGAGAAGCAAUCCCUCCCGCCGGUCAGGGAAACCGUCGACGCGGACCUAAUUGAGGACGAUUACGACUCCUACGAUGAAAUCUUCACACUGCAUCUAGCUAAUGAGCGAGUGGCAACCCAUCCGACGGCCGUGAGCACCAGCCAGAUGUGUCAGCCCGCGCCAAAACUAAGGCCAAUGGCCUCAGCUAAACCCCCGCGGAAGACGACAAAACGAUUCCUUCUAUCUACAGACCCUAAAAAUAGCAUAACGAAGGGGCCAUUGGCUGCACAAACUGUUGGUGAAUCGGACUGUCGACCAUGGGCCCAACGGUUCGCUCCGGCCAACCUGAGCGAAUUAGCCGUUCAUAAGAAAAAAGUCUCGGAUGUACAGCAUUGGCUGGAAGAUGCUUUUGCUGGGAGGCGCUUUGAGAGGCUACUCGUCCUACGGGGUCCGGCAGGUAGUGGGAAAACGACCACUGUGUCCCUGCUCUCCGAGUCAAUGGGUUACGACAUUGUUGAGUGGAAGAACCCCCCUGCUUCACAAUUUGGAGCUCACGAUUAUCAACCCAUGAGUGCACACUUUGAAGAGUUUCUUGGGCGGGGUGAUAAAUUUGGAGGGCUUGACCUCGAAAAUGCCAGCGAGUUCGAUCCCCAGCAAGAUAAGAAACCUCGGGACCACCGGAUACUUCUCAUAGAAGAGUUUCCAACUGUGAUUGGCCGGGCAUCUUCCACCCUCACGGCGUUUCGGGCGUCUCUGCAGCGAUAUUUGGCUGCCUCCGCGAAUGAUCAUGCCCGGGGCAGUUAUGGAAUGCAUCACCCGCCGGUCGUGAUAAUCGUGUCGGAGACGUUGUUGGGAUCUGCAUCCUCGAUUUCAGAUAACCUGACAGUUCACCGGUUGCUGGGGCCCACGAUCUACAAUCACCCCGGGACAACGAUAUUAGAUUUCAAUAGCAUUGCGCCCACUUUUAUGCACAAGGCAUUACGAUCCAUUUUGGACAGAGAGGCACAGAACUCCAGGCGUGUUCAUAUCCCUGGGCCAGGUGUUAUAGACAGCAUCUCUGACAUUGGCGAUAUCCGCAGCGCUAUCUCCUCUCUCGAGUUCAUUUGUCUCAAGGGGGACGACACGGGGAGAUGGGGAGGUAGCGUGGCCAAAACAAAGAAGGGUAGAGGCGAGGUUCGCUUGACAGCGAUGGAGAAAGAGUCUCUCAAGAUGAUAACUCAGAGAGAAGCGAGUCUGGGCAUGUUCCACGCCGUUGGAAAGAUCGUUUACAAUAAACGCAUGGACCCGAGUCUGAUCGAGGGCGAUGCCGAGAUCCUUCCGCCGCCACCGGAAUAUCUGCGCCAUUAUGCCCGACCAAAAGCUUCGCAGGUAUUGGUCAAUGAUUUGGUCGAUGAGACCGGCACCGACAUAUCAACGUUCAUCAGUGCUCUCCAUGAGAACUACAUCCCAUCAUGUGAUGGGGAUAAUUUCACCGACUGCCUCAACGACUGCAUAGACGCACUUUCGGAUGGCGAUAUCCUCAGCGCCGACCGCCGAUCAGGGCAAGGGGGACGGGCCGGAAUAGGAACUGGAAUCGCAUCAAUUGGCAGCGGCGUCGAUGUGCUCCGGCAAGAGGAAAUGAGUUUCCAAGUUGCGGCGCGUGGUCUUCUUUUUGCCCUUCCACACCCGGUCAAGAGACGGGUUGGCCCUGGAACUGGACGAAGCCGCGCGGGUGAUGCCUACAAGAUGUUCUACCCGGCAUCCUUACGAUUGUGGAGAGAGGCCGAGGAAAUCGAUGGACUGAUCGAUUCAUGGAUGAACCGAUCACUCGAUCCUUUUCGACACCAGCAUCUUUCUCGAAAUGGCUCUGACCUCAAGGGCGUCAGUUCCUGGAAAAGUCUCCAGGUGGGAAGGUCGGCAUCAGCCAACUCAGGGAAGAAAGACACCGCUCCGAGUGUGAUCACGAUGAUGCCCCGGCAUGAUCUACUGCUUCAUCAAUUACCCUAUUUGGCUGCAAUCCGGCGUCAGGACCCGGAUUGUUGGCAGUUGGAUAAGAUCACCAGCAUUCAGGCCAACGAGAAUCUUCGUAAUGAUGAAAUGGAUGACAUGGAGGAGUCUCCGGCACAGUCGUGGAUGAAACAACCCAGCAGAAAUGCUUCUAAAUCUCAACUGCCCGAAGAGGAAGAGAAAUUGAUUCUUAGUGACGAUGACAUUGUUGAUUGA